Molecule: messenger RNA, 2325 nt
Organism: Macrobrachium nipponense
Lineage: Eukaryota; Metazoa; Arthropoda; Malacostraca; Decapoda; Palaemonidae
Exons: 6
Coding region: 1-2325 (774 amino acids)
Source: RefSeq, a predicted model, not a curated record
AUGUUCGUCUUCCUGUGCAUUCUUUUCACAAAGGAGGAGGAGGAGGAGGAGGAGGAGGAGGAGAAGGAGACUGAUUCUCCAACAAUAAAUGACCCUGGUUCUCCAACAGUAGAGCCUGGUUCUUCAACAAUAGGUUUGUCUGGUUCUAAAACAAUAGAUGAUCCUGGUUCUUCAACAAUAUGUGAGCAUGAUUCUCCCACAAUAGAGCCUGGUUCUCCAACAAUAGAGCCUGGAUCUCCAACGAUAGGUGAACCUUGUUCUCCAACAGUAGAGCCUGGUUCUCCGAUAAUAGGUUCGUUUUGUUCUCCAACAAUAGAUGACCCUGGUUCUCCAAAAAUAGAGCCUUGUUCUCCAACAAUAGCAGCAAAAGUUGCUCGUGUCACGGCAGCAAAAGUUGCUCGUGUCACGGCAGCAAAAGUUGCUCGUGUCACGGCAGCAAAAGUUGCUCGUGUCACAGCAGCAAAAGUUGCUCGUGGCACCGCAGCAAAAGUUGCUCGUGGCACCGCAGCAAAAGUUGCUCGUGGCACCGCAGCAAAAGUUGCUCGUGUCACAGCAGCAAAAGUUGCUCGUGUCACAGCAGCAAAAGUUGCUCGUGUCACCGCAGCAAAAGUUGCUCGUGGCACCGCAGCAAAAGUUGCUCGUGUCACAGCAGCAAAAGUUGUUCGUGACACAGCAGCAAAUGUUGCUCGUAGCAGCGCAGCAAAGUUGCGCGUGUCACAGCAGCAAAAAGUUGGCUCGUGCCACAGUUGCUCGUGGCACAGCAGCCAAAACAAAAAGUUCUCGUGGCACCGCAGCACGAGGUUCUCGUGUCAUAGUAGCAAGAAAGUUGCUCGUGACAUAGCAGCAAAAGUUGCUCGUGUCACAGCAGCAAAAGUUGCUCGUGGCAACCGCAGCAAAAUUGCUCGUGUCACAGCAGCGAAUUUGCUCGUGUCCGCAGCAAAAAGUUGCUCGUGUAACAGCAGCAAAAGUCGCUCGUGCGCAGCAAAAGUUCCGGGUGUCACGCAGCCAAAAGUUGAUCGUGUCAGCAAGCCAAAAGUUGCUCGUGUCACAGCAGCAAAAGUUGCUCGUAGUUGUGACGGCAGCAGUUGCUCUGGCACCGCAAAAGCAAAAGUUGCUCGUGACACAGCAGCAAAAGUUGCUCGUGUCACAGCAGCAAAAGUUGCUCGUGUCACAGCAGCAAAAGUUGCUCGUGUCACAGCAGCAAAAGUUGCUUCGUGGCACCCGCAAAAGCAAAAGUUGCUCGUGUCACAGCAGCGAAAAGUUGCUUGUGCACUGCAGCGACAGCAGAAAAGUUGUUCAUGUUACACAGCAGCAAAAGUUGCUCGUGCACAGCAGGCAGUUUGGCUCGUGAAAACAACAGCCAGCAAAAAGUUGCUCGUGUCACCGCAGCAAAAGUUGCUCGUGUCCCAGCAGCAAAAUGCUCGUGGCAACGCAGCAAAAGUGCUCGUGUCCCGCAGCGAAAUUUGCUCGGUUACAGCAGCAAAAGUUGCUCGUGACACAGCAGCAAAAAGUCGCUCGUGUCACAGCAGCAAAAAGUUGGCUCGGGCACAGCAGCCAAAAAAGGUUGCUCGUGACACAGCAGAAAAUUUGCUCGUGGACAAGCAAGCAAAAGUUGCUCGUGUCACAGCAGCAAAAGUUGCUCGUGACACAGCAGCAAAAAUUGCUCGUGUCACAGCAGCAAAAGUCGCUUGUGUCACAGCAGCAAUAGUUGCUCGUGACACAGCAGCAAAAGUUGCUCGUGACACAGCAGCAAAAGUUGCUAGUGACACUGCAGCAAAAGUUGCUCGUGUCACAGCAGCAAAAGUCGCUCGUGUCACAGCAGCAAAAGUUGCUCGUGUCACAGCAGCAAAAGUUGCUCGUGUCACAGCAGCAAAAGUUGCUCGUGACACAGCAGCAAAAUUUGCCUGUGACACUGCAGCAAAAGUUGCUCGUGUCACAGCAGCAAAAGUUGCUCGUGUCACAGCAGCAAAAGUUGCUCGUGUCACAGCAGCAAAAGUUGCUCGUGACACAGCAGCAAAAGUUGCUCGUGACCACUGCCAGCAAAAGAUUAGCUCGUGUCACAGCAGGGCAAAAGGUUGGCUCGGUGUCCACAGCAGCAAAAAGUUGCUCGUGUCACAGCAGGCAAAACAGUUGGCCGUCGUGUCCCAACCCCAGCAGCAAAAGUUGCUCAUCUCACAGCAGCAAAAGUUGCUCGUGACACAGCAGCAAAAGUUGCUCGUGUCACAGCAGCAAAAGUUGCUCAUAUACCAAAAGCAAAAGUUGCUCAGGUCACAGCAGCAAAAAUUUCCUCAUCUCACAGAAGCAAAAGUUGCUGCUUUAACAUGA